AUGUACUCAUUGUUGGCAAGUGCAAACAGAGGUAUUGGACUGAAUCUUGCGAAGGCCUUCGCUGCUCUGUCCUGGGAUGUUACCGGAUCUGUUCGACCCCAGACCAAGACAGAUCCAUCCGUGAAAGAGCUCGAGGCCACUGGAGCAAAGAUCCUCGAGAUCGAAUUCCUCGUUGAAUCUAGUAUCAUCAGAGCAACCAAAGAAUACGGCGAUAAGCCGAUUGAUGUCUUGCUGAAUGUCGGAGGGUUGUCGCCAAACCCUAAGCCUUGGCAGGAGCAGACUUCAGAUCUCUUCAUGGAGAAAUUCCAAACAAUGGCAGUGGGCCGGUACCUUACUACGAAGCAUUUUCUACCGAAUUUGGAAAAGAGUCCCUCAGCCAGAGUCGUGAAUGUCUCUUCUACUUUUGGCUCAGUCACUGACAACACCUUUGGUACUUGUAUGGCUUACAGAGUAGCGAAGGCCUCUUUGAAUCAAGUGAUGGUUACCUUUGCUCGCGAGUUUGAAAAUGAGGGACAAAACAUUACGGUUGUCUGCGUCGAGCCGGGUUUCCUUCCGACCCGACUGACUGGAUAUGACUUUGUGGAUGACAUGGACACUAGCAUCGCGAGUUUGAUGAAAGUCAUCCAAGAGCUGAAAAAGGAAGAUUCCGGGUCCUUCAUAGAGUGGUCUGGGAAAAGGCUUCGGUUUUAG
Messenger RNA from Mollisia scopiformis, 690 nucleotides. RefSeq names its product NAD(P)-binding protein. The transcript is spliced from 6 exons. Gene Ontology annotation, molecular function: oxidoreductase activity, acting on the CH-OH group of donors, NAD or NADP as acceptor. Bases 1 to 690 code for a protein of 229 amino acids. The record is from RefSeq and is a predicted model, not a curated record. Lineage: Eukaryota; Fungi; Ascomycota; Leotiomycetes; Helotiales; Mollisiaceae.